AAAGCAGGGGUGUCCACAAAAUUAUACGUACAGAUCUGUAAAUUUAGUUCUGUUAACAGUUAGUUCUCUUUUUGGAAUAUGGAACACGAUUUUGAUUGUCAGCUAAGUGGGCUGUCCGUUUGAACCGUGCACUGGAGAUCUUGAGCUGAUUUACUUUGCACGCAUGGAUCAGAUGUAAUGUGAGGCACUUACAGUGCAUACCCGCUCUUCGUAAAGCGGAAUUAGUAUGAAUUUCACCACGGUGCCUCGCGGAUUCAGAUAGUUUGUUUAGCAUUUUUUGUAGCUAGCAUGUAAGCAAUUUCAAACCCGAACUCCUGUGAUAGCUAGCUGUAUGUGCGAGAGUAAUCAUGGAAAAAGUCAGAAAAAUCCUAGUCCAUUUGUCGAAGGAAAGUUCCGUUCCCCAAUGUGCUCGUUUCGUGCAGAGUAUAACUGGGCAUUUCGCCGGUUGCCUAGACGACCAGGUAAAGGUGAGCUGUUCUCUUGAAAACAAUCGGUUCCUCUUGUUCGGACAUGAGAACGGGAAGGAAGGGACUGAAGUACCCCUCAAGAGAGCUUCCUUCUGCCCCUUCAAGUUCCUUUCGAACACGGAGGCCGCUGCGCUUCCAGCGGACGUGGUGAGCCGUGGUGUGGAUGUGGGCGUUGCCGUCCUGCUCCAGUCAGUUGAUCAGAAGGUGCUGCUGACCCGACGUGCAGCGAACCUGAGAAUUUUCCCCAAUGUGUGGGUCCCACCUGGUGGCCAUGUGGAACUGGAUGAAAGGCUGCUUGAUGCAGGACUCCGGGAGCUCAGGGAGGAAACGGGUCUGAAGCUGGACCCAGAGGACGUCUCAUCCCGGGUACUUGGUCUCUGGGAGUCAGUGUACCCCCCCAUGUUAUCCAGAGGCCUGCCAAAGAGACAUCACAUCGUCACCUAUAUUCUUGUACACAGUUCCCUCACAUACCUGCAGCUCCAGGCUGCCCUGUGCCCAGAGCCUGCUGAGGUCAGUGGUUGUGUGUGGGUGGAUGCUGAUCUGGUCAAAGCCAUUGUGUCCGCUAUGGAUGGGGAAGAGGAUUCUGUGGUGCUGCCAGCAGACUUGCUGCACACUGUAAGCGUGUCUGAGGUGGGCCUGGAUGGCAGGCUCAGGGAAUCAGUCCUGCCCACAUCGGUUCUGUGCAACCAGGCCCCGGCAGAGGGGGAGGACGUGGAACGGGUCAGUACUGGUACCAAGUUUGCACUGGAGCUUUGGCUGAAGACAUUGGAGUCCCAGAAACCAGCCAGCAAAGAGUGACCCCCCCCCCCCCCCCCCCAUGCAUGCCUGCCUCUUUCUCAGGGGCUUGAGCCAGCUCAGCCUCCAGAAAACCAGUCAAUAUGAACUGGCAGUUUGUGAUGAUAGAUACAUAUGUUAAUAUUGUCAUCACCAGGACCUCUGGGCAGGUUUUACAACUACAAUGUAUCUGUUUAAUAAGGGCCUAAUGACUUUUACUGUCAUAGUCUGGACAGUUCUGCUGUCUAUCACUUUGAGUCCAUUCAUAAAGGGAUGAAGAGCAGGUACAGGGAUAUUUAAGCAAUUUACUUGGAACUUUUGCUUUUUUGUAUGUGCAAGCUGCAAAGCCACAAGGGGGCAGAGCAAUCGUGAAUAACGAAAGGCAAAUAUCAUGAGAGGGACAUUUAUAUCACAGUAGGCCUCAACAAUGUUGAGUGUUGUAUUUUAAGUGCGUUUAUCAUAUUUUCCCAUACCUUUCUUAAUAUAUACUGGAUCCAAAUACAAAAUUUCUGUGUUCAUGUGCAGCACAGAAUAAAAGAUGAAAAUUAAAACUUUUAAAACAAUUUCUGAAUUAAACAUGCCUUAUUCAUGUGUGUGAUUAUGAAAAGGUUGCUUCAAAUAAUAAGGCAUCUAAAUAAUAUUUAGUUGUGUGUCUGCUUUAAUUGAAAUUAUAUCUGGUGGCCAUUAAAAUAAUGUUUUCCAAUCUUCUGGAUGAAUGUGUGGAUGAUAAACCAAACACUUCUGAAAUCUUCAUCUGGUUCAUCCCAGUGUUAUUCAAGUCCCUGUACAGAGUUACCGGAGUGGUUAUAUUUAGCGUUGUGAUUCAGACUUUGCACUGGCGUUAUGACAAACUGUAUCAUUUAAAAUGGAAUUAAUCUUCAGGGCCCUGCCCUUGUUGCCAGAAUCCCAUUUGGUAGGUGAGGCCUAAUCAUUUAUGUGGUGCUUUAGCUCACAUUUACAUCACUGGGACUCUGGCAUGGGCCUGACAGUCUCCACAGUAAGUGAAUCAGGAGAGCCCGUUGUAUCAGGAUCUUCCCACCCUGGAGCCAUGCAUUAUUUAAUAGCGAGGGAGUGGUAGGAGAACGCUUUUCUGUUGCCCAACAGAAUGUAUUUAUGAUUACUUCUUCAUUUUGCUUGGCCAAAUGUUGGCUUCAUGUUUUAGAAUCUAAAAAAAUUAAAGUGCAACUCGACAGGAGAGUGGUAAUGUUGCUUUUCCUGAUUCUUAGAGGAUUUUGAAGCAUAUUCUUUCUGAUUUUCACAUGAACUAACUUUGCAACACCAUCUAAAAACCACCUCACAAUGUAGCUUUACAUUACUUGCUUUUGAUGGAUGAAAAACUCUUUUUAAUUUCUUUGUCUCAAGUAAUACCUUAAUAGCCAUGCUAUUCGCAUGUUUAAUUCUCUAACUCUGUCUGUUUUGCCUUAUUUUGAAAUAAACAGAUUGGGUUAUUUUUCAUUUUCUUUUUUUUUUCAUUUGCAUUUUUAUCUUCUCGCAAUCAUUUUGUGGCAAGCCAAGAGCAAGUGGAAGUGCUCGCAAUGAAACAGUAUCAUUAAAAGUAAAUUUAACUUUGUUCUGGUGAACACCCCUGUUUACUUUUGCUCUUAGAAACAAUAUGAAAUAAAGCAUAAUAAAAGAGUUUUACAUUGAACAAA
This is a messenger RNA of Anguilla rostrata (American eel), 2893 nucleotides long. It is a transcript of the gene nudt17, whose product is annotated as nudix (nucleoside diphosphate linked moiety X)-type motif 17. Gene Ontology annotation, molecular function: NADH pyrophosphatase activity. NCBI's taxonomy places the organism in Eukaryota, Metazoa, Chordata, Actinopteri, Anguilliformes, Anguillidae. The transcript has 8 exons. Gene Ontology annotation, biological process: NAD+ catabolic process; NADP+ catabolic process. Gene Ontology annotation, cellular component: cytosol; peroxisome. The record is from RefSeq and is a predicted model, not a curated record. Bases 348 to 1265 code for a protein of 305 amino acids.